UUUUGGGGUGCAGUGAAGAAAUACCUUCGUGAUAAUUGCGAUUACACGUUUGCGACGCUGAAGGAGAACAUGCCCAAGGCGCAAUUGCAUCUGUUCAGCGCAGUACAGUCCUGUGUAUGGGAACAUCGUAUGUACCAGUGGAUGGAGGCAUACCGGUCAGGUUUGGGCACAACAGAAGCUCAAAUCCACAAGACAUUCAGUUCUCGCGAGUAUAAGUCCCACAUACGUAUUCCAGACACUGUAGCACAUGCUCUCAAUGCAGUAUAA
Suillus subalutaceus is the source of this 267-nucleotide messenger RNA. RefSeq lists its product as uncharacterized. The record is from RefSeq and is a predicted model, not a curated record. The transcript has a single exon. NCBI's taxonomy places the organism in Eukaryota, Fungi, Basidiomycota, Agaricomycetes, Boletales, Suillaceae. The annotation marks the transcript as partial.